Molecule: messenger RNA, 1560 nt
Organism: Lonchura striata (white-rumped munia)
Lineage: Eukaryota; Metazoa; Chordata; Aves; Passeriformes; Estrildidae
Source: RefSeq, a predicted model, not a curated record
AUGGGCCUGACGCCAGGCUGCUGGGUGUCAGGGCACCCGAGGGAGCCGGAGGUGGGGCGAGGCGUGGCACCGCGCCGCAUGCUCACCUGGCCCUGCAUGGCAACAGGCAAUGGAGCUCUAGGUCCCUUGGGCUGCGGACCCACGCCCGGUUCGAGAGGCAGCGGGUGGCAGAGGAGGGAGGGCAAACUGGCAGCCCCUGGCAACCUGGGGCUGACGGCAGGAGGCUGGGCACACCGCGGAUUUCCCCCCGCCGGCAGGAUGGUGAACCUGGAGUCCGUGCACGCAGCUGUCCCCGAAGGAGAAAGUGGCCCCGGCUGUGGUGGCAGUCAUCACUUCAAGGAGAUCAAGAUGAGCGGGGAUGCGGCAGAUUCCACAGACACCCGGCACGAACCUGACCAGGUGGAGCCAGGGAAUGAACAGAAUGGGCUGGACUUUAACAGGCAGAUUAAAACCGAGGACCUCAGCGACUCCUUGCAACCUGCCAUCCCCCCUCGGUCGGGUCACCUCGUGCAGGGAUCAUCCAUGAUGCCAGGCAGCCAAAUCGCAGGGGACAUGAGCUCUCUCCACACCCUGCAGCAGCUGGUGUUGCUUCCUGGGCACAUGCAGUCAGUCCCCCAGUUCCUCCUGUCCCAGUCUCAGGCAGGACAACAAGCUUUGCAGCCAAACCUCCUCUCCUUCCCUCAGCAACAGGGCAGCCUCCUCCUCUCCCAGCCCGGACCCAGCCUGGCCUCCCAGGCUGUGGGUCGCUCUGGCCUCCCUGGCUCCUCGGUUGAACCCCACCUGGACGUCCCCCAGCACUUGCAAGUGGCAAAGCACCUGACCCCAGCAGGAGCUUCCGAGGAGCCCAGCGACCUGGAGGAGCUGGAGAAGUUUGCAAAGACUUUCAAACAAAGGAGGAUCAAGCUGGGGUUCACACAGGGGGACGUUGGCCUGGCCAUGGGGAAGCUCUACGGCAAUGACUUCAGCCAGACCACGAUCUCCCGCUUCGAGGCUCUCAACCUGAGCUUCAAGAACAUGUGCAAGCUGAAACCCCUGCUGGAGAAGUGGCUCAGUGAUGCAGAAUCUGCUCCUUUGGAUUCCUCCAUGAGCACCCCCAAUUCCUACCCCUCAGUGAACGAGAUGUUUGGACGGAAAAGGAAGAAGAGGACCAGCAUCGAGACCAACAUCCGCUCCACCCUGGAGAAGAGAUUCCAAGAUAACCCCAAGCCCAGCUCAGAGGAGAUCUCCUUGAUAGCAGAGCAGCUCUCCAUGGAAAAGGAAGUGGUUCGGGUCUGGUUCUGCAACCGGCGCCAGAAGGAAAAGCGGAUCAGCUGCCCGAUGCCAUCCCCCAUCAAAUCACCCAUCUACAACUCCAGACUGGUGAGGGACUUCAGGUUCAACCUCCUGAUGACAUCCUCGUGCUCCCCAGGGAACUCCAGCAGGCCCUCGUCCCCUGGCAGUGCCCUCCAUGCCACCAGCCCCGGCACAGCCCAGAGCAACUCCAAAGCUGCCAUGAACUCCUCUGGCUUCAACUCUUCAGGCUCCUGGUACCGAUGGAACCAACCCACCUACCUCCACUGA